This is a messenger RNA of Neoarthrinium moseri, 2328 nucleotides long. RefSeq lists its product as uncharacterized. NCBI's taxonomy places the organism in Eukaryota, Fungi, Ascomycota, Sordariomycetes, Amphisphaeriales, Apiosporaceae. The record is from RefSeq and is a predicted model, not a curated record. The transcript has 2 exons. The coding region runs from base 1 to 2328 and encodes 775 amino acids.
AUGGAUCACUUACAGCGCGUCUAUGAUGUGGUUGCUGUUUACUUACCCUUUGUUGCUGGAACUCCUCGUCAAGAUCGUCUUUGUGAUGCAUGCAAGGCUCUCAAUCUGAACUGGUUUCAGUUCAUUAAGCGUGAGCGGCCUCCGACCACCGAGGAGAUGUGGAUGUACGAUGGAGAGAAUUUGGAUCUUGGAAAUCUCCGAGACAUCUUCAAAAGGCGAAGCAAAUGCGCUUUCUGUCGACUCGUUUGUCUGACGGUGGGAAUGAAAAGUCGCUCUCAGCUACCCAAAUCUCCAUUGGGGUAUCCGACCACGCUCACUCUCAAGUAUGGUCCGGGAAGCCACGAGCCGCUGAACUUGCAAUCUAGGUGGAUAGACCUUCAUGUUACCACAUUCUCUCCUGCGAUCGACUUCACGACGAUGGAUACAAUAAUCACGCACAAUCCGGGGACUGGGCUUCUUGGACGCUUCCUUGAGGGAAGAUCCACACCUCCUCUGGUUGAUGGUAUGCUUCUGCGUCGCUGGCUUCACUGGUGUCAGUCCUGGCAUGGCGACAAAUGCAAAACCCCCAUUUCUGUGCCUGAGGGUGAGCUUGAAAUAUGGCUCGUCGAUUGUCAUGAGGCGUGCCUGGUGAAGCUGCCAAUAACGACCUCCUACUUGGCAUUGAGCUACGUCUGGGGUAGGCGCAAGGGAUUCUGUACAACCAUGGCUACGCUGGCGAGACUUGGGCAGACCGGUGGUCUCUUAAAGUAUUCAUGGAACUUUGGUGACACGGUUACGGAUGCCAUACGGCUGGUGAGGAAAAUGAGAAUGCGAUAUUUGUGGGUAGAUCGGCUCUGCAUCGUCCAGGAUGACGAUACUUCAAAGGCCUUCUUCCUCCGGCAAAUGGCGAGAAUCUAUGCGAGAGCAGAGGCAGUCAUCAUUGCGAUGCACGGAUCCAAUGGUGAGGCUGGGUUGGCCGGAGUUACACGCCGACGCAAGUCAAAGCAGGCAGUUGCGAAGAUUGACGACCUACUUAGCUUAACAAUUCUGCGCAACGAAAACCAGCAGAGAAAGAGUAGCACAUAUUCUACCAGAGCAUGGACUUAUCAGGAGGAAGAACUGGCUUCGAGGCGGAUAUACUUUUAUGAAGACGAGGUCACGUUCGAAUGUGGAGAGGCUAUGUUUCGCGAGAGCGUCUGCUGGGAGAACCCUCAAGUGAAGCACAAGUACUGGUCGAAUCGACACCUGCAAUUUGAGGAAUAUGGCCCGAUGUCCCUCCUUGACGGAUACUCGCGUAUUGUUGGCAACAUCAGCUCGCGCCACUUGACUGUUGACACUGAUAUACUCGACACAUUUCUGGGAUUAGCCAACCGCUACGAAGCUGCAUUGCGAACCAGGAUCAUUUAUGGCAUUCCACUGAGCAACUGGGAUUGUGCCAUACACUGGAGACCAUCCGGGGACGGGUUGUCGCGGCGCAAGGGUGGCUUUCCCAGCUGGUCGUGGUGUGGUUGGGUUGGAAGCGUUGAUCUAAGACUGUACAAGAUGGACGUAGCAAUGUCCAAAUGGAUCCAAAGGUAUUGGAUACAGUGGUAUCUGGAUAUGAACGAUGGGAAAGGUGUGCAGAGGCUCGAGACCACCCAUUUCUUCCAGGCUGAACAUACCAUUCAUCAGCAGAGUUCCACCAACUUGAGUGUGGAGCCAGUAGCUCGACUGGCUAUACCGGUUGGAGGUGGCAGUACUGACGGGAACACCGCUCCUUUGUUGAGGUUCUGGACCCUAUGUGGAAAGUUCAAAGUACGAACAAGCACCGAAUGGGCGGGUUCUGAUUUGACGUCUUGGUUCCUGGAAAAGCAGCGUCAGUUUCCACUGACCGGCGUCUAUGACAACGAUGGAGUUCUCUGUGGCACUGUACGGAUGCACUCCGGUGCUGAAUUUGAGAAUGAAACGACUCAGGAGUUCGCGCUGAUCUCGGGUACAAACCUAGCCAGAGGUACGCCGUUAGAACGCGUCCUGAAGUCGCUGUUCAACAAAUAUCAUUACCAGGAGACCCUAGACUCCACAGGCGCGCCGAAGGCUUUACCUAAUGCCAAAGGGCAGUUACCACAGGCCGUCUCCGAUCGGAUCUUCCAGAACGAGCCGUUACCAGAAGUGCAAGACCCCGGUGAUUAUCUUACUGAAGGGCGGGAUGACGUAAACUUCUCGUUCUACAGUUGUUGGCUCAUCACGCCACAUCCCGGGGGCUCUGACGACAUUUACGAGCGAAAAGGUGGAACGGCCGUAAUAUACCGCGGAGCAGUAGAGCGGUGUAUGAGCGGGCUUAUGGAGUGGAAGGAGUUGGCCGUUGGCUGA